UGGCGAAAUAAUCAAAAAACAAAGACAGAUCUAUGCAAUGGACAAAGAGCAAUAGCCUGGUCUUGCUCGAAAAAUAAUCUACAGUGAUCUGUAGGACCGACGUCGAGGAAGUUCUUCUGUUACUUUAGCAUUCUCUUAAUCGUGGCCGAACAUACAUUUUUGAUGAGGCGCGCCUAGAUCGUCCGAUUGAGGUAAUUACGGAGGAUAUGGUCAAUAAUAUCCAUGAUAUCGUGUUAGCAGACCGCCAGGUAAAGAUCAGAAAAAUUGCCAACAUUGUAAAGAUCUCAACUGAACGCAUACAAAAUGUCCUACGCGAAACAUUGCAUGAGAAAGCUAUCGGCGAGAUAGGUGCCGCGUUUACAGUGAAACAAAAACGGAAUCGCAUGACAACUUCAAAGCACUGUUUGGACAUGUUUAAGCACAAUCCAAAAGAGUUUCUACGGCAUUUCGUCACUGUUUAUGAAACAUGGAUCCACCAUUACACACCAGAAACGAAAGAACAGUCUAAACAGUGGACUAAAUCCGGCGAAUCUGUUCCAAAGAAGGCAAAAACGAUUCCAUCGGCCGGAAAGAUUAUAGCCACCAUUUUUUGGAAUUCACGAGGCACCGAUUAUUUGUAGAAAGGAAGGACAAUCACGGGACAGUAUUAUGCUUAUUGGACCGAUUCGCCGCUGAAUUGAAGAAAAAACGGCUUCAUUUAGCGAAAAAGUGCUUUUUCACCAUGAUAACGCAUCAGCUCAUUCGUCCACAAUCGCCAUAGCAAAACUGGUUGAAUUACGCUAAGAAUUGUUGUCUCAUCCAUCCUAUUGUUUGUUUUCUGUUCCUGAACUCCCUGAAUUAGUGUGCACUUAAAGUGAAAUAGAUAUAUAUUUGAAAGUUAGUGAAAAUAAGAAGGAACGUUCCAGUGCAGUCUAGUGCAGGAAUAGAAAACAAGCCUCUAUUCUCUAGAUUUGGCCCCCUGCGAUUUUUAUUUAUUUCCAAAUAUGGCUUGACGAAAAGCGCUUUGCAUCAAAUGAGGAAGUCAUCGCCAAAAUAGAAGUUUAUUUUAAGGAGUUCGACUAAUCAUAUUUAAACGGUAUAAAAAUGUUGAAAUAUCGUUGGGCUAAAUGUAUCAAGCUGAAAGGAGAUUAUGUAGAAAAAUAAGUAAAAAAUUCUUUUUUAAGUGUUUUCUUCUCUAACAUGGAUAUUUAUCAAACAGCCCUCAUAUGUACUUACGGUAUGUACUUAAUUCUAAUCGGAAUCAACAAUGUGACCAACAGUAAGGCUUUAAUGGCUUUUGGUAAUACUGUUGAUCGUUCUUACUCUAUAAUUUCUUCAUAAUAUUUGUAUCUCUGUGUAAAAUACAUUCUAAAUACGUACAAUGUAUUUCAUACAGAGGUAUUAUAUAUCACCCAAAAGUACAAAUAUCAUGAAAAAAUUAUCAAAAGCUAUUUAAGUCUUACUGUUGGUCACACUGUUGAUUCCGAUUAAAAUUAAUCGGAGUUGGUUGAAGUGGCUUGCUAAAUCAAUACAAAAAGAUUUUAUGAAAAUUUAUCCGUAAGUAUGUGUAUAAUAGUGAAGUAACAGUAUGUAACGAUGUAUUAAUAUUUUGUAAACCGUACGUGUGUAUUGUACGUAUGUAUUGUAAAUUGUAUGUAUGUAAAUCGUUAUUCAGUCGGUAAAAUUCACGACUUUAAGAUUCUCUUAAUUGAGGCAAGUUAAAUGAAAAUGGAAAAAAAA
Messenger RNA from Solenopsis invicta (red fire ant), 1719 nucleotides. RefSeq lists its product as uncharacterized. The transcript has a single exon. Gene Ontology annotation, molecular function: nucleic acid binding. The record is from RefSeq and is a predicted model, not a curated record. The coding region runs from base 207 to 620 and encodes 137 amino acids. Lineage: Eukaryota; Metazoa; Arthropoda; Insecta; Hymenoptera; Formicidae.